This is a messenger RNA of Salvia miltiorrhiza (redroot sage), 480 nucleotides long. Its product is annotated as putative glycine-rich cell wall structural protein 1. The record is from RefSeq and is a predicted model, not a curated record. The transcript has 2 exons. Lineage: Eukaryota; Viridiplantae; Streptophyta; Magnoliopsida; Lamiales; Lamiaceae. Bases 1 to 480 code for a protein of 159 amino acids.
AUGGCACGUAAUUCCGAAAUUUUGGCUGCAGCAUUAUUAGUAAUGCUGUUUGCGGACAUUGCCUUCGGAGCUAGGCUCGGGAAGAGUGUUAAGGCCGGAGGCGGCGGCGGCGGUGGUGAAGGAGGAGGAGGAGGUGGGGGAGGAGGGUCGGCGCUUGGUUCGGGUUCGGGGUAUGGGUCGGGAUAUGGCUCCGGGAGUGGCUCGGGAUACGGUGGCUAUGAUGACGAGGGUGAAUAUUAUGGGAAUGCUGGCGGAGGUGGCGGCGGAAGUGGUGGAGGCGGCGGAGGUGGUAGUGGAGGUGGUGCUAGUGGUUCCGGGUCGGGAUACGGGUCAGUGGAGGCGGAAAGAAUGGCGGCGGAGGAGGCGGAGGCGGCGGUGGAGGCGGUGGCGGAGGUGCUUCCGGCGGCGGUUCCGGGUAUGGAAGUGGGUCCGGAUCCGGGUCGGGGAACGGGCAUGGUCGUGGAGGUUGAAAAUGGGUAA